Molecule: messenger RNA, 1560 nt
Organism: Lachancea meyersii CBS 8951
Lineage: Eukaryota; Fungi; Ascomycota; Saccharomycetes; Saccharomycetales; Saccharomycetaceae
Source: the annotation of a GenBank genome assembly
AUGCUUGAUCGAUUAGCUUUUGAGACGUGGGACGGACUCGCCAAGUUUCUAACUCAAAGGGACAGAGUUUCGCUGACGUACGUUAGCUCGUCGGUCAGGUCAUCUAUCUUGCCGAUCCUGUACCGCAACAUAUUCUUGAAUGAGAAACCGUGCAUUUACAGUGACUCUGACCCGCUUUUGGGCAAUUUCUGGUCAGCUCUUAACGUACGCGGGCUCAAAAUUGAAGAUGCAGACCAGAAACUGAGUGCGUUAAUCCAAACCCUACGCGAAUCAGCCUUGCUAAGCUCGUACGUAGAAAACGUACAGUGCACCUGGCAUUUGAACAAUGCUCUUUUGCAGGAGCUGUUGGGAGUAUUGGUCUCGCAAGCAUCCCAUUUACGACACUUUCGCAAUUAUUUGACUACAGAACUCGUCGAUGAUCUAAAGAAAAUCGCCCCUCAGCUUCAGUCAGUGGAUAUUCCUCCCCCAGGUGUUUUACCACAACAAGAGGUGAGCAGCUCAUACCUACCGAAUAUGAAAGACCUGGUGCAAUUUUAUUCAUUUGACAACAUCACAUCUUUGAACAUAUACAUGGAUCCUGGUCAAUUUUUCAGCAAUUAUGCAGCUUCUGCGCCAAAACUGCGACUGAGAGAACUGGGAUUGAGCUUAAGAAACGACAACUACGACCCGGCUUCUUUUCAAGCCGCAAGGUACACAUACAGCGAAAUUUUUGACGUGCGCUACUUGGAGAUGGUGACCAUUUUAUCAUGGUACGAAGCGGAACGGGUUGAUGUUUACGAGAAAUAUCAUUUGAGAGAGCUACUUGAGUUUAAAAACUUGAAGGAACUAACUCUGCUGUCACUUUACGCAAACGAAAGCUUUCUCAGAGAAUGUAUAAGAUCCUUCACCCAGCUACGUCGCCUGAAACUUGACUUCAUGCUUGGCCACAGGAUCGAACAGGAAACUUUAGCUCUACUUGCCCGAAGCCCAGCCCAUCUUUCCUUACAAUACCUUGAUCUGAAGUGCGCGCCGUUAGAUCCUUAUUUGGUAACUGUUUUGCGUGGCAAUGCGUCCCGUUUCGAAAUCGCUGAAACCUGUAUAUGCCCCACAUGUCGUGAUGUUGCACAGGAUAUAAUUCGCAAAAAGUUCUUUCCAACGCACUCUUCCUUGCAUAUCAGAAGCCUCGAGGACAUCCCCAAGAGAGACAUUAUCACCAGGAUCGUCUCAGUGUCACCGAUUGUUCCAUACGCACUAUUCGUCGAUACGCGGCCCGGCCUCUCAUUUAUUGAAAGUCCCGCUGAGGAUGUUGCCAGGAUUUUGAACAAAGCACUGGGAAAAAAUAUGCUGGUCGCAGAGGACAUUGUAAAAGUCUACCAUGCCCAUUUACACUCUCUGAAGCGAACUUUCACCUAUUUUUUGCAGAGGUUUCCUAAUCUCAAAUUUUUGACUGUAAAUGACGUUCCUACAUCGGUUGAAGAAGGCCCAGGUGGUCAGAAAUACAAUCAACCAAUUUACCAUAAUCAGGGCUAUCAAAACAAUCAAGUUUAUGAAGUAGUUGAUUACGAUAAUUUGUUCGGAUGA